UGUCAUGAUGUUCGAUUAGACAUGAUAUUGAUAUCGAUGUAAACAACAAUGUGAUCGAGAGAUAAUGUAAUGCAUUGCAUGUUGCAAGGUCAAGAGGUCAAAUACGGCAUGUUACAUGUUCGUCAAGCGGGAGCGGAAAGGAUACAAUAAAGACUAUGAGACUCGUAAUACUUGUGUUGAAUUCCAUUUAUUCUAUAUCCUGGUUAGGAUAUGACAUUGGCGACGAGGAUGAAAGUCAUAUAGGACAAUUGUAGAUCUGUUUGAGAAGGAAAAUGGCGUUUGGAGGUGCAGAUAUCAAGGGACUUAGUCAGUUUGAUCCGACCGGAGACGCCAGUGUUGUGAGUGAAAGAUGGCAGCGCUGGUAUGAGGAGUUUGAUGCGUACGCAGAUAGCCUCGGUGUGUUUGUCGACGGGGCAGAGCCGGCGCAGUUGACUCGACGUAGAGCCUUGAUGAUGUACUCGGCUGGAGCGGCUGUGCGGGAAGUUUUCAAGACCCUUGAGGAUACUGGCACCAAGGCAGAUUAUGACAAGGCUGUGAACGCUUUGGAGAAGCAUUUUGUUGUGCAGUCAAAUUCUACCUUUCAACGUCAUGUUUUCAGACAGAUUACUCAGCAGGCGGAUGAGACUGUGUCGCAGAUGGUGACACGGCUUAAGAAGGCAGCAGAAGGCUGUGCUUUCAGAGAUGAUUUGGAGAACCAGAUUCGUGAUCAGGUCGUUCAAGGGUUGCGGUCGUCUAGACUGCGAAGGAAACUUUUGGAAAAGGGUACUGCACUCACCCUAACUGCAACCUUGGCGAUAGCAGCGUCACUUGAGGCCGUGGAGGCCAUGGAUUCUCAAUUCAGAAUACUGUCAUCGGUGGACGAGUUUCCUAACCCUAGUUCCCAGAUCCGUCAGGUCAGUAAUGAAACCCGUGAAUGCUUUAAUUGUGGGAGAACUGGGCACAGUUAUAAGGACUCGACAUGUCCAGCCAAGGGACGGAUAUGCCACACAUGUGGGAAAAAGGGACACUUCGCCACAAAGUGCAGAGAUGGUUCAGGGAAGAAGGAGCAGACAAGUGGACCAAACGUUAAACCUAGAGGAAAAUGGGGACAGAAAAGGCAAGGUCACAAAGUGCGACAAGUGGAUGAAUGCACAUGUCACUGUCAGAAUAAGCAAGGUGAUGAACAGAAUCAUAGUGAUGAUAGUGAGAGAGGAUAUGCAUUCGCUAUUGAUACUGACAAGUGUGAAAAGGUGCCUGUUGUGAUUGGAGGAGUACCAGUUGAUAUCAUAGUAGAUUCUGGAACCACCGCGAAUAUCAUUGACAGAGCAUUAUGGGAGUUCCUGAAGACAGAGAAAAUUACAUGCUCAUCCCGAAGGUGUAACAAAAAGAUCUAUCCGUAUACUUCUGUAGAGCCACUCCAGACCAUUGGAUGUUUUAAAGCUGUGGUCACGGCAGGUGAGAGAAGUGUAGAAGCUGAAUUUGUUGUCAUUGCAGAGAAAGGCGAACCACUGAUGAGUAGAAAAACGGCAUUAGCCCUUGGUGUGCUACGGAUCGGGAUAGAUGUGAACUCUGUGAAAUCAUAUGUAGAUAUGAGAGAAGAAUUCAAGCCAGUAUUCCAAGGCGUUGGAAAACUGCGUGAUCGACAAAUCAAGCUGAAAGUUGAUCCCGAGAUUAGACCUGUAGCCCAGCCAGUUCGAAGAACACCAUUCGGUUUGAGAGACAGAGUGAAGGAGAAGAUCCAGGAACUAGUCGAGCAAGACAUUAUAGAGCCUGUGGAAGAACCUACACCGUGGGUUAGUCCUGUAGUCAUAGUACCCAAGCCUAAUGGAGAUAUCCGGAUAUGCAUUGACAUGAGGCGGGUCAAUGAAGCCAUUGUGAGGGAGAGACAUCCGAUACCGACAGUGGAUGAAAUACUCCAAGAGUUGUCAACAAGCAAGGUGUUCUCAAAAAUUGAUCUAAAAUGGGGAUAUCAUCAGUUGGAGUUAGAUCCUGAAUCCCGAAAGUUGACCACGUUUGUAACACAUUGCGGACUAUACCGUUACAAGAGAUUGUUAUUCGGUGUGAAUGCAGCACCUGAGAUCUAUCAGCACGAGAUCCACAAAGUGCUUCAAGGACUACCUGGUGUUGCAAACAUUUCUGAUGACAUCAUCAUUCAUGGUGCCACGCAGGAAGAGCAUGAUGAGAGGCUUCGACAGACCUUGACACGAUUGAAAGACGCAGGAUUAACGGCCAAUGCAGAAAAGUGCCUGUUUGGUGUGUCCGAGUUAGUAUUCAGGGGACACAAGUUGACCAAGGACGGCAUCAAUCCCACCAAGGCCAAGAUUGAGGCUGUAGCAAACGCAUGUGAGCCAAUACGAAGUACGCUCUUACCAGCUGGUCCAUGGGAGGAUGUCGCAGUAGAUUUUUUGGGACCACUACCAUCUGGUGAAUCAAUUCUAGUGAUCAUUGACUAUUACAGUAGAUAUUAUGAAUAUAUUGUGAUGCGAUCUACAACAGCAGAGAAGACAGUGGCAGCUCUAGCAGGGAUCUUCGCAAGACAUGGUUUGCCACUAACCCUGUAUUCUGACAAUGGGCCUCAAUUUAUCUCGCAAGUCUUUGCAGACUAUAUGAGGCUGACAGGUGUACACCACCAUAGGGUUACACCCAAGUGGCCUCAGGCAAAUGGUGAGGUUGAGCGACAGAACCAAUCCCUCGAGAAGAGAAUGAGAAUUGCUCAUUCAGAAGGCAAAGACUGGAAGGAGGCGCUUCUGUCAUAUGUUGCAGCAUACAGGGCUACACCACAUAGCACAACAGGUAAAAGCCCAGCUGAGCUACUCUUCGGACGGAAGAUCAGGACAAAGUUACCUGUUAUCAGUGAAUCUCUAAAUGACCAAGAGAUCAGAGACCAGGACGCUGAGAGCAAAGGUGCAUCGAAACUGUAUGCAGACUCUAAGAGGGGUGCCAAACCAUCUGAUGUGGUGCCAGGAGAUGAAGUUCUGGUGAGGAGGGAAGUGUCUAGCAAAAUGGACACACCAUUUCUACCACAACCAUACACAGUUGUAUCCAGAGAGGGCAACAAGCUGAACAUUUGCUCACCAGAAGGUGUGAUGUAUGCUAGGAACACAUCACAUGUGAAGAAGUAUCAUCGACAGGGUAUACUGCAGCCGGAAGCUGAGACUACAGAGGCCCAGGUUCCACUCUACCAUGGUGUUGGUGCUGAAUUGAUAACACCGCAGUCUGAUGUCGAGACUACUAGUGACAUAGGAAUACUGCAGCCGGAAGCUGAGACUACAGAGGCCCAGGUUCCACUCUACCAUGGUGUUGGUGCUGAAUUGAUAACACCGCAGUCUGAUGUCGAGACUACUAGUGAUCAGAGCCAACAUGAGGGGACUGAGCGUCAGAUGGGAGUUCCGAAGACCGUACCAUCACCGACCCAGACAUCAAUUUGGAGCAGACCAAAACGCCAUCGUUUGAGGCCCAAGCGAUUUUCUGAUUAUUUGUUGGAAUGAAGGUUCGGUGGAAACAGCCAUCUAGUAUUGUGACGCGAAGUGUUCAACCAGUAAAAGUGACACAACAAAGUUUUUCAGUCAUUUGAAUGUUUGAGUGUUAAAAUGUUUCACAAAGAGUUCAAGUGCUAUUUUAGCAAGUACAUAGGGUGUAUGCCUGUACGCUGCCCUAUAUUUAACGGAAUGUUCACUAUAUAAGGGUGUAUGCCUGUACGCUGCCCUAUAUUCAAUGAAAAGUUCAGUAACCGGGUGUAUGCUUGUACGCUGCCCUAUUUGAAGAAGAAGAAAAAAUUUUGGGUGAAUGCUUGUACGCUGCCCUGAGUUAAAGUGAUUAAUUAGUGAAAUUUAAACCAAAAAAAAAAUGAGAGAAGAAAAGGGUGCAAGCUAGUGCCAAGAGAAACGUGGGGAUUCAUCUCAAAGCAAACUCUCAAGUUGUUAGCUGACUUUGAAGCUCAAGUGAAAGACUAGCAGCUGAAGAAAGGACAUUAUAAGAUUAAUUAUAAUGAGAACUCUAAAAUGUCUCAUGACAGAUCUGAUCAACAUCCAACCCAGAGAUGAAUAUUGAGAACUCUAAUGCAUGCGUCUUAUGAAAGACUCAUAUUAUAAACAAACAGAGACUUUAUAGUUAAAGCAGUUUGAUAUGUCAGUCAAGUAGUUAAAUGAAGUGAGUUGAUCAUACACUGCAUAUAUUGUAAUGUCAAGUUGUUUGAAUAUUCAUUUCAUGAUGUGUAUGAUGAGAAAUGUAUAAGUUCUGAAUUGGGAGUUCAUUGUUUUAAAAACAAAAAACAAUGUGUGUUUGGUUGAAGUUCAAGUUCAAUAGUUCGAAGUCAAGUAAUACACGAGUCGUUAUUAGUAUGAAAACAAACAAACGAUAUUUGGAUAUCGAUGUGGUCAAUGGAAAAGUCACAUACAUGUAUUAUAUUGAUACAAACAGUUCAAAACUUAUUGCAUGCUAAAACAAGUUUUGAAAUCAGGGUUCAUGAUUAUUCAUUGAAGUAAAAUGGAAAAGAUAUCUUUUAAUCUGAUAAGGGAGGGAUGUCAUGAUGUUCGAUUAGACAUGAUAUUGAUAUCGAUGUAAACAACAAUGUGAUCGAGAGAUAAUGUAAUGCAUUGCAUGUUGCAAGGUCAAGAGGUCAAAUACGGCAUGUUACAUGUUCGUCAAGCGGGAGCGGAAAGGAUACAAUAAAGACUAUGAGACUCGUAA
Strongylocentrotus purpuratus (purple sea urchin) is the source of this 4668-nucleotide messenger RNA. RefSeq lists its product as uncharacterized. Gene Ontology annotation, molecular function: aspartic-type endopeptidase activity; zinc ion binding; nucleic acid binding. Gene Ontology annotation, biological process: proteolysis; DNA integration. The coding region runs from base 273 to 3467 and encodes 1064 amino acids. The transcript is spliced from 2 exons. The record is from RefSeq and is a predicted model, not a curated record. Lineage: Eukaryota; Metazoa; Echinodermata; Echinoidea; Camarodonta; Strongylocentrotidae.